AGAUUACCUAGGAACGAGUGCUCUAGGAUUCUAAAGCGAGCGACAUUACGAAUCUUCAUUAUUUGUAUCGUACGCGUUACUGGAAAAUGGAUCGAACACCUUAUCAGCGCAGGUAGAGACGAUGCCAGCCACGAAUGACAAAGUUUCUCCAGCUAGUAAUAAAAAUACCGUGUUCGUUGGCAGAACUGAUUAUCGUGUUGAUGGAAACUUUCCCCAUGCUGUGUACUGGUGCACGUUAUGCGAGUAUCACAUAUCUAGCAUACAACAUGUGCGAAGUCACUUUGAGCAGCAUGAGCAUUUCGCGGAUGAAGAAGCAUGAUUUACAAAGCGCUUGUGAUCUAUCGACAAGAACAUGAACGAAAUCCACGGCUUACAGUUUAUGAGCACGUUUCUUUCGUUAGUCAAAGUACCUGUACUACUUCAUGACUCUGAUCAAUGCGAUCACCAAAACUGCAUCGGAUCCCACAUGUUCUACGGGUAUGACCUCCAAUGUGUCUUUACCUAAUUUUAGAUAGGUCAAGUAAUUGUUCUGCAUGUAAUUUGUAACUUUGUAUCAAUUUCCAAGUUGCUGAUAGUACAUUUUAGUCAUAUAAUGCGUAUCCUGUACUUAUUUCAUCUCAUUUUAUUGCCUCCAAGAGUCUUAGUCUAGCAUCAAGCCAAGCUUGAUGCCGUCCGGGUCGAAUUGCCCAUUGUUCUUAUUCAUUUUGCAAAAACGUAAGUACGCGAU
Cylicocyclus nassatus is the source of this 727-nucleotide messenger RNA. The record is from the annotation of a GenBank genome assembly. Lineage: Eukaryota; Metazoa; Nematoda; Chromadorea; Rhabditida; Strongylidae.